This is a messenger RNA of Dentiscutata erythropus, 798 nucleotides long. The record is from the annotation of a GenBank genome assembly. Lineage: Eukaryota; Fungi; Glomeromycota; Glomeromycetes; Diversisporales; Gigasporaceae.
AUGUUAGAGUCAAAUUUAUCAAAGGAAGACUUAGAAGAACUUUGCCGCGCUUUCAGUAUAUCUACAGAAGGUGUAAAGGCAGACCUAGUACAAAGGUUAAAGCAUUUUUCGGCAGCAGUAAGCAAAAAUCCGGAUAAUAUUGAAGAAACUGGUGAAAUGAACGUGGGAAUAUUUGAUUUUGAUGAGUCAGAAGAUCACGUGCAUAGAGAUGAUUUCAAUAUAGAUCUUGAAGCAAGAUCUUUAAAGGAAUUAGCAUACAAAUCAAAAGGAAAAUCGAAAGUGUGUAAAUCCGAACAAACGACAUUAUCCCGAGAUGAAUUUGGACAACCAAUUAGGGAAUUUGAUACAAGAUACACCGAAAUUAAUAAAGCAUGGCCAGCUUGUAAGUUUGAAAAGCUACAUGAUCAGCACGAAUAUGAUUCUUUAUGCACAAUAGAGAUGGAACUUGAUCUAGCUAAGAAAUCAAGAAGUUCUUCGGAGGUAAUAACUCAUAUUAAGAAGGCCCAGGAGGCUGAUGACUGGCUUAAAGGAAAAGAUACGUUAAUUGAAAAAGCUAAGGCAUUGGCCAAAAUAAAGAAGAACAAGCAACAAAAGACAACUAAUUGGACCAAAAAUCGGGAUUUCACAUUUCAAAAAUCAAACAACCAAGAAAAACCCCAGCAUUUUUACCAAAACUCCUACCAAAACUCUUACCAAAAUUUCUACCAAAAUCAUCAUGUGGCGAUUCCUCAAGUAAAUGCUACAUUUGUAAAGGAUACAGACAUUUUGCAAAUACCUGCCCUCGGACCUAUAUUGUGA